AUGGUUCUCGCCGACCUAGGCAGAAAGCUCAAUGCCGCCCUCUCGUCCCUGAGCAGGGCGCCUGUAGUCGACGAGAAAGUACUUGAUGCUACACUGAAGGAUAUAUGUGCUGCCCUAUUGGAGUCCGAUGUCAACGUCAAGCUUGUCUCUCAGUUGCGAUCAAAGGUUCGGGCCAAGGUCAAAGCGUCGUUGGAGAGCGGAGACAAGGUUAAGGACCAGAAUCGGAGGACAGUGCUACAGAAGGCUGUCUUCGAUGAGCUGGUGAAUCUUGUCGACCCAGGGGUAGAACCCUACAAACCAAAGAAGGGUCAGUCCAACGUGAUCAUGGCCGUCGGCCUUCAGGGCAAUGGAAAGACCACCACCUGCACCAAGCUCGCUGUGCACUACCAAAAGCGCGGCUUCAAAUCCUGCAUCGUCUGUGCCGACACCUUCCGUGCCGGCGCCUUCGACCAGACCCGACAAUCCGCCACCAAAGCGAAGGUCGCGUACUUCGGCUCGUAUACCGAAACGGACCCCGUUGCGAUAGCCGCGCAGGGCGUGACCAAGUUCAAGAAAGAGCGGUUUGAGGUCAUCAUCGUGGACACGUCCGGUCGGCAUAAACAGGAGAGCGAGCUAUUCCAAGAGAUGGUGCAGAUCGGUGAAGCCGUCAAGCCCAAUAUGACGAUUCUAGUCUUGGAUGCGAGCAUCGGUCAGGCUGCGGAAGCCCAAGCUCGUGCGUUUAAGGACAGCGCAGAUUUCGGUGCCAUCAUCGUCACGAAAAUGGACGGUCACGCUAAGGGUGGAGGCGCUAUCUCAGCUGUGGCCGCAACUAAAACGCCCAUCAUCUUCCUCGGUGUGGGUGAACAUCUGGCAGACCUGGACAGGUUCUCCCCACAACCAUUCAUCUCCAAGCUUCUCGGUCUCGGCGAUAUGCAGGGACUCAUGGAGCACAUGCAAGAUCUCGCUCAGGCAAAUCCGGACAAACAGAAAGAAAUUGCGAAGAAGCUCGAGGAAGGCAAGCUCAGCAUCCGGGAUUGGCGAGAGCAAAUAUCGAACAUCAUGAACAUGGGUCCCAUAAGCAAAAUUGCUUCCAUGAUCCCUGGCAUCCCUCAAGAAAUGCUCGCCGGCGGAGACGAGGAAGGUACGAACCGCAUGAAACGCAUGAUCUUCAUCACGGACUCCAUGACCGCCUCCGAGCUUGACUCGGACGGUUCGCCCUUCAUGGAAUUCGGCAAAGACGGCAAGCCCGUCGGUAUCACCUGGCGGGUCACGCGAGUCGCCCGUGGCAGCGGUACGAGCGUGCGCGAGGUAGAAGAGCUGCUGUGCCAGUACCGGAUGAUGGCAAACAUGGCGAAGCAGGCGGGAGGAAAGAACGGCUGGUUGCAGACAAUGCAGAAGAUGCAGCAAGCGGCAGGUGGAAAGGGUCGUGGGCCUAAUGGUAUGCCUACGCCGGCGCAAAUACAGGCCAUGCAGCGUUCCAUGCCUCCUGGCAUGCUGCAGCAAAUGCAACGGCAAAUGCGGAGUGGCGGAAUGGCGGAGAUGAUGAAAGCUAUGAUGCAGGGUCAGGGAGGCGACCAGUUUGACAUGGAGGAAAUGCAGCGCAUGAUGUCGCAAAUGGGCGGCGGAUUGGGCGGCCUAGGGGGACUCGGUGGUAUGCCGAAUAUGGGCAACAUGGCUGAAAUGAUGAAGAUGAUGGGCAUGGGUUCGUAAUAUGGUAUCGAUGUGGCGCACAUAUGAUCGCGUGUAUGACUACAUUGUAAUAUAUGCAUUACACGAACUACAUGGACUAUACAUUGGAUGCUAAUUUACAGGGAAG
Punctularia strigosozonata HHB-11173 SS5 is the source of this 1795-nucleotide messenger RNA. Its product is annotated as signal recognition particle protein. The record is from RefSeq and is a predicted model, not a curated record. Gene Ontology annotation, biological process: SRP-dependent cotranslational protein targeting to membrane; SRP-dependent cotranslational protein targeting to membrane, translocation. Gene Ontology annotation, cellular component: signal recognition particle, endoplasmic reticulum targeting; cytosol. Bases 1 to 1689 code for a protein of 562 amino acids. Gene Ontology annotation, molecular function: endoplasmic reticulum signal sequence receptor activity; 7S RNA binding; GTPase activity. NCBI's taxonomy places the organism in Eukaryota, Fungi, Basidiomycota, Agaricomycetes, Corticiales, Punctulariaceae. The transcript has 9 exons.